AGGGGGCGAUGUAAGCCGUCCUUGCUACUACGGUAACAUGGCCGACUGAUGUUAGCACAUUGUGAAUUUCAGCCUCAGCAAGGGCUUGUAUUCCAUCUGCUAAGCGUAAAUGCAGUAGCUGCUUGUCGUCCAAAACAAAGGAUGCUGGUGUUGGGGACUAUUUGAUCGGAAAGCACGAUAGGUCAGCAUGCCGGCUUGCGGACUCGAACCCACAUGUUCGGAUCCGAGCAUGGAGGACUCCGUACGCGGGUGAUCAGCCUUUGCCACCAAAAUACAGCCUUUCACGACCUACCUGAGCAGCAUCAGAGCCAAUGUGAGAAGAAACAUGUUGUACACAUGUGGAGACAUCUGAGAAGAUCAUGAAGGAAACCCCGCCGGUAGAUGCUGAUGACCCUAAGCAAGGUGGAAAGACGCCAUCGACGUCCUUGUUUGAUUUAACACCCAGCUCGAGAGGUCGCCAACGCAGGAAAAACCCCAGAUUUUUAGACUACGACACCAGUGAUAUCUACGAAAAUGAAGCGCAAAGUGAAAAAGAGAUUUCUGCUACAAAGAGUCUGGAAAAGAAGGCGACUCCCAAAAAGCGAGGACGACCGAGGAAGGUCCAGCUGCCAAGCGUGGAUGAACAAGCAGCGUCCGAAUCGCCUCAAGUGCCGGAAGCAAAAAGGACUCCUUUAAACAAUACUCCAGCUACAGCAAAUGAUUGCGCCUCUCCUGCACCGGGAGACCCUUUGGAGAAUGGGACACCGAAGCCAAAGAGGAAGUACUUGAAGAAACAGCGAGUCGAGGUGGAACCAGUCGCACCCUCUCCACGUGAGAAGAGUCCAGAAGUACCUGAGGAGGAGGUACCGGAAGGGCGCUGCAAGAGGAGCGCUGCUAAAAUGGCGAUGAAGUUCCUGCAUGCGAUGGCUCAAGACAUCAGUCACUCGACUGAAGGUCCUAAAGCCAGCGAUGACUCCAUUACCAAAACACCAGAACAAGCGACAGAGAACAGAAGUUCUAAAGAGAAAAAAGUACGCAGAGGUUGGAAGAGAAAGCACUCCGAUAGCGAUGCCGCAGAGGACGCCGACUUUGUUCCAGAUGUGGAAGAAGAGGAAGUGGAAAAUGCUGAGGAAGACGAUGAAGAGUCAACAGACUCUGAUUUUAACUACAAGAGCUGCCACAGCGCUUCAAACACCAAACUGGGGAAGAAUUCAGCCACCAUCAUAAUGAACCCCAUCUGGGAUGCCUUUGACACAUACAAGUCAUUCCGUGAGGAAAACCUCAGCAGCUGGAUUUUUCCGGAGUGGAUGCCCUCCUCCAGUGCUUGGCACCAGGUGUCCCAAAGUGAACUGGAGACAUAUCUACCUCAGGAACUUCUUUCAGCAGCUUUCAAAGUGUCGAGGGAAUCUUACGCAGAGGAGACACCUCUGCGUAGACUCAAAAGGUUCGAGGCACUACCUUCUCACCAGGACCGUUGGGACAUGCACCUGAAUGCGGGCGGGCCAGUGUGGGCCAUGGAGUGGUGCCCGACCCCCGAUGGGGCUGUGGCCUCCCAGUACUUGGCUGUGGCCUGCUACAGAAACAUGGACGACCAGCACUACCUCCACAAAACCUACUCUGGACCGGCCUUGGUGCAGCUGUGGGACCUGGGCUUGCUUGAGUAUGACAGCAGGCCGGUCUCACAGCCGCGCCUGGCCUACGGCAUGGUCCUGGACAAAGGUUUCAUAUGGCAUCUAAAGUGGUGUCCAGCAGGAGGAUGGGAGAUGCCCUCCAAAAGGAAACAGGCUCCUCUACUGCCCAGACUUGGUCUUCUGGCAGUAGCCACCUCCACUGCUGUGGUCACCAUCUACAGUCUGCCUCAUCCUGAUGCACUGAACCCCAGCUGGAAUCUUUCAGACUCUGGUGACAGCAGCCAGUGUGGAGCCAUUUACAAGCCUGAUCCUGUUCUUACCCUCAAGCUGGGCUCCUUGAAGUCGCUCCGUCUUGAGCAGAGCGGACAGGUUCUGUCCAUGGACUGGCUGCCUGUUCAGCCACAUGACGUCAUCGCUGUUGGGUUCUACGAUGGUAUUGUGGGUCUGUGGGAUCUGAACACAAAGUCGCCAUUGUUACGUGUUCAGGCGUCACAUGACUCUCUGACCCUGCUGCCGUUCAAAUGUUUCCUGGCUCACGACCAUGCCGUGCGCGCUCUGGUUUUCUGUCCUGCCAAUAGACAUCUUUUAGCGUCUGCGGGGGAGGACCGCUUUUUGAAGACGUGGGACCUAACAAGGCCUUAUGGGCCAGUCACGGUCCAGAAACGAUCUGUGCCCAGUGAAGUCUACUGGCCCUUGAAUGCAACUGGACUUUUUUGGGCCGAGGACAACGCUUUUGUAUCAACCUUCUCUCAAGGAGUACAUUACUAUGACCACAAAAUGUGCUCCUACUUUGCAAUCCCCAGGAUGAUCACGAUGUGGUCCAUCUCUUACUCUGAUUGGCUGAACAGUGUGGUAACAUCGGACGUGCUGGGUGAGGUCAUUUGUGCCGCGUUGCCUCCAAUUAGUAUCGCUAUUCACUACCCAAAACGGCCGGUUGAGAGAAGAUUUCCCAUCUACUUCACCACGGCGGAGCCUCACGAGGACACUGGAAAGAAGCAGGAUGGGCCGGCGGAUGCUGGCUGUGAGGAGGAGGAGGAUGAGGAAGUGGAGGGAGAAAAAGGCAGAAAGGUCAACGUUCCUCAUCUACAGCCUGAGACGUACAAAGAGGCUGAAAGGAAGUACUACCUUCAUUACACUGACAACAACAUGAUCUUUGGGAGGAAGGGAUGUCUGUGGAAGAAAAUGCAGAAAAAUGAGUUUAAGAGCAGGGUUAACGUGGACCGCUUGCCUUUGUCUGCGCUGCACAAGGUGCGUCUGAACCCCAACAUGAGCUCUCACACGUGGUUGGCGUCGGCGGGCCAGGCCGGCCUAGUCCGACUAAACUGUGUGAGGAGCCUCAACAACUCAUACGUCCACAUCGCCAUCAGCAAGUGCCAGGCCGAGUUUGACGCUCUGCACCCGUCGACAAGCGUGGAGGAGGAGCAGAACCGGGCGGAGGACGCUCCUCUAUGACCUCCGCUGUUGGCAUAGCCAUGCUAACUGGAGAAAGACUUUGCAAUCAACUAAAGAGGAGACAUUUGUUUUUAUAGUCUGCAUAUGUUUUUAAAACAAAGUCAGAAUUCUUCUAAUCGAGUCAGGCCGCAGCUGUAGAAAUACUUGAACUUUUUUUAAACCUUCUUUUAGCAGCAGUCUUUGAGUGCACAUGUACAGAUCAAACCAAGUGUGUUUAUAGCCAUUAUUAAACGUUAGCAAACAUGAUCAGGGAACAGGAAUACAUUACAUUAUUCACUCAUAUAUAUGGCAUGUAUCUUGUCACCGGAAUGUUUCUUUUUCUUCAGCCAAGCACUUCAAUAAGACUGAUUUUGUAAAAUAGAAAUAUUUGGUUUUGUAAUCGAGGCGAUGAAUUAAUAAAGAUGACUUAUUUCAAAAA
Molecule: messenger RNA, 3480 nt
Organism: Entelurus aequoreus (snake pipefish)
Lineage: Eukaryota; Metazoa; Chordata; Actinopteri; Syngnathiformes; Syngnathidae
Product: general transcription factor 3C polypeptide 2-like
Exons: 20
Coding region: 360-3062 (900 amino acids)
Biological process (GO): transcription by RNA polymerase III
Cellular component (GO): transcription factor TFIIIC complex
Molecular function (GO): protein binding
Source: RefSeq, a predicted model, not a curated record